AUGCUGUGUUCCGUGCUGUUGCUUGCUCUUACAUCGCAUGCGUUUGCCCGCUAUGUCGAUGACCAAAGUUUUGCUCUGAACUUUUUGAACUACUAUCAGUACUUAUCUCCAACGCGCACGGGAAACCACGACUUGGUGGUUGCCAUUAAAAAGUUCCAAGAGUUCACUGGUCUCCCUGUGACUGGCAAGUUGGAUGAACUAACGCUUGCGCAGAUGAAAGCACCACGCUGCGGAAUGCCAGAUCCUAUGGGUAAACAGGGUCGAGUGAAGAGAUACAGUACAUCUGGUAGAUGGAAUAAAAGACACUUGACGUACUUUGUGGAAUAUGGAGCUGAUUUAUCUCGUUCAAAACAAGACGAUGUGUUCGAGAAGGCUUUAAAGUUCUGGUCUGACGUGUCAGGUUUGUCUUUCUCUACGACAAGAAGCGCAAGUACCGCGGACCUUAAAAUCAGCUUUGGAAGCCGAACACACGGAGGAGUUAGUGAGAACCAAUGUGGUUACCCAUUUGAUGGGGCGAGCGGAACAUUAGCGCAUGCAUUCUACCCUUCUGAUGGACGCGCUCAUUUCGACGAGGACGAAACUUUCACUGACGGCACAAGCCGAGGAACAAAUCUUCUGUGGGUGGCUGUACACGAAUUCGGACACGCCCUUGGAAUCCAGCAUUCAUCUGUUAGAGAUGCUGUCAUGUAUCCCUACUAUACUGGGUAUGUGCCGAACAUGCAGCUUAAACAGGACGACAUCGCUGCCAUUCAGUCUUUGUACGGGAGAAACACCGGAGGAAGUAGCGGAGGAAGCAGUAGUGGAGGCAGUUCAUUUCCCAAUGUCGGUCAUGGAGCCGGGGGGGUACAUGUCGUUUUCACGCAUUCGUCCAACGCUACUGCAGGAGAACUUGUCGCCGUUGCUGAAGCUCCAGAUAUAGAAAACGUCGUGCUGAGUAUUUACUAUUUUGUUGCAGAUUUGAUGCUGAUGAAAGAGAAGAUACUUUGA
Pocillopora verrucosa is the source of this 987-nucleotide messenger RNA. Its product is annotated as matrilysin-like. Gene Ontology annotation, cellular component: extracellular matrix. Gene Ontology annotation, molecular function: metalloendopeptidase activity; zinc ion binding. Gene Ontology annotation, biological process: collagen catabolic process; extracellular matrix organization; proteolysis. The record is from RefSeq and is a predicted model, not a curated record. NCBI's taxonomy places the organism in Eukaryota, Metazoa, Cnidaria, Anthozoa, Scleractinia, Pocilloporidae.